GGUGACUGAGAAUAUACAACAGCCAUAGCAUAUUUAAGGCUCUUAGGGCUUUACCAGCACUAUGUAGGAGAGGGGAUGGUGCGUGUGUGUGUGUGUGCGCAUUGCAUGCAUAUAAAUAAGCCCAUGUAUGCACAUGCAGAGACCGGAGGAGGACUUUGGAUGUCUUUCUCUAGCUCUCUCUGCCUUAUCGCCUGGAGACAGGGUCUUUUCUUGAGCCAGAAGUUAGCAGUUGCAGCUAGACUGGCCAGCCAGGAGCUCUCAGGAUCUUUAUGCCACCAAGGUUACAGAUGAACUUUGUGUCCAGCGCUUGCUUUGAAAGUUAGGAAUCUGCUGAUCUUCAGCUUUAGAUUAUCCAUAUUGAGACACUGUAGUCAGCACUGGGUUGUUUGUUUUGAGGUAAAAGCAAGAAAAUGCUUUUACCUCAUAUUUUCCAGAUAUGAGGGAUGAAGAGGAGGAGUAAUGUUUUCAAAUGACUAGGGCUUCUGCAGCCAGUGAAGGUAUGAAUUUAAGGCAAACUGGGGGGAGGUUUUUUUUUUUUUCAAUUCCAUUUGAGUCCUUAGCAAACACUCAGAAAAACACUCUGGCAAAGGUUGGAGAGCAAAUAUGCUCACCAUGGAACCAGAGCUCUCAUGUACUUACUUGCCAUUAUAACUAAUAGCCCUAUUUUUGUAAUCAGAAAAUGAAUUCAUUUCCUAGUAACUUUGAAAAGCCUCAUCUUUCGCUUUAGUGAUCUACGUUGGCUUUUGUGUACAUCACUGCUAGCACCAUUACUGAUGUCAGAGUCAUGGAGGAAAAAUGGGCAACUCUUCACUGUGGCCUUUUAGAAAUAGAAUUAUCAGCAACAGGAAAAGAUGCGUGGUAAAGAGCUAAAUCCGUUUGAUAAAUAGAACAGUAUUCCCUGAGAGCAGCGGUGCACAAGAGUAUGGUGGCAGACUAUCUUUAUCUGAGCACUUGAUGUAAGUUCUCUUGCUCUGUCCUACACCUGCUGAAGAAGACAAUCAAAGAGUAGGCUUGCUCUUCUGUUUUCAAGAAACCCUACUAGUGAUUCUGAUAAACAUGAAUAUUUGAAAGGCUUUAGUUUAGAGAAAGAAAUGUAACAAUUCAAAAUAAUUCUUCAGCGCUGCAGAAUCUUUACAACUGUGCCUUGUUCUUCCCAGGGUUUUAUAUAUAACCUGACAUCUCUUAAAAUUCUUUGAUCAUAGAAAUUUUAUUUUGUGGAUCAUAUAGAAACUUCUCGUGGAAUAUUGUAUAGGCGAUUAGCAUAUUGCUGAAUAAAUAUGUGAAAGUGAAAUGAAGUAAAAUGGUCAUAGACAUGUGUCUGUUAUAAUUGCUUUAGAAAGGGUAGUGAGUUUCUGUACCCCCAAAGCUCUAUUGUCAGUAUUGUGAAACAUGCCAAAUACAGAUACAAAAUUUUAUAAGCAGCAAAUGUGUGGACAAAGUAUUUGAAGGCAGUAAGGUGCCUUGGUCUUUAAAAUGUGACCUGUAGCUAGGAUAAAGCACCUAGGUUGAAGUCCACACCUUUGUUAUCUCUGUCAGCCUGGGCACUUCCUUCCUUUUAUAUUUCAGUUCUCUCCACUAGGAAGAGUCAAUGAAAUGAUGUGUUUAUAACACUUUAACCAGUGUGUGGUAAACACACAAUGAAGGCAGACAACGGUAUUAAGAUGGAUACACGGUGAAGAAAUGCAAACCAGCUAGGUGGGGCGCACACAUCUGUAAUUCCAAUACUCCCACGCUCAGGCAGGAAGGUCAGGAGUUUCAGUUGAAGCCAGGCUGGGCUAUAUGGUAAGACACUGACUCCCCAAAAUUAAACCACAUCACACCAUCCUAUAAAUUCUUCAAAUGACUUUGUUGUGAUGGGAUUAGUAGAAAACCUAAACCUGUGUUAACAAUAGUCACAUGGCAAGUAACCUAAGCAAAAACUGUCUGUACUUCUUCCCUCCAGCAUCCUUAUGAGCAGUGUGACUACUUUAGCCCUCCCUUGUCCUUAUGGAAUCUAGUAUGUAAAAAACUCACUGCAAGACAUGAAAUGGAAUAAGAUAAAAAAAAAUGCUCCAAUUACCUUUAGUAGAAAAAUCCAUGUGUGAGACCUGCAUAUUGAUGUUCUUACACUACCUGACUUAUUUUACUUUAUUGGUUUUAUGAAAUAUUUUCUAGACUGGAAUUUGACUUGCCUUAUGGAGACAGUAUAAACAGAUGAACUCAUUUAAUUUUUUUUCAAAAGUCCCAUUUUCUAAACUUUAUCCUGGUUGACAAGGAAGACACAAUAUACCUAGGGUAGAUUUGUUUUAUUUGUAUUGUUCUAUCCCAACUUGAGGACUCCACUCAAUAAAGUACAGAUUAGAUUGCACUGUAGCACCAUGACACCAUUCUGUGCUGAAUAAAAAGUUUUCACAUUGUAAAAAGUACCACGUCUUUACAAGUAUACCAGUCCUUCUCUAAGUCUUCCAGCUUUUUAAGUUACUGUGGGAGUAAAACUGAUAAAUUUUAAAUACAGCUAAUUAAUUCUCUCUGCUCUUUGCUUUGCUUAUGUUUUUCCCCUUGUUUGGGAUUUGGAGAUACACAUCUUUUGGCAAUGAUGGUAUUUCAACUUCUUCUCUGUAAGAGCAUGAGGCCUCUCAUUUAUGGCUGAAGGGUUGAUUUAUUUUAAAACAUAAAACCUUCCUGAAUCUCUUUAUUUUACUUAAACUAGUCCAUGUUCUAGUUACAUUGUUUGUAGAUGCUCUGAUUCAGGUCUUUGACUGGUAGGAACAGUUUCAUCACUGUCAAAUAUUAAAAGCUCCCCAAAAGCAGAAGGUGAAUUUAAUGAGAUUGCUGCAUUUACUGAACCAGGCGUGAAGAGGAUCAUUUUAAAACACACUUCUUCAAAAAGUCAUGGCAGUGGCCUCACUCAGGGCAUUUUGUUGAUUCACUUUAUAUCUCUGAAACAUGGAUCUCUGAGUUCGUAAGAAAUUGUGGAAAGUUAGCGGGUGUUAAGGCCAGGCAGAAUCAGUUCUUUCCUUGUCUACAGAACAUAGAAGAUGACUGAUCUAAGUUUUAGACGAAUUUCAGACACAUUUUGCUGAAAAUAGCACUUUAUUUAAAUAUAGUACACUUGGGGUUUGGAGUUUUAUUUUGAAAUUGUAUGACACGCUAAACUGUCUUGUCUCUAGAGGUUACAUUUUAAAAUAAAUCUUAAAUAACGGAUUUAGACUACUAUAGAUAUAGAUAAAUAUGUAUGAAAUGACAAAGAAAGUGUGACUUAGUUCAUGUUGCCAAAGAUUUUAGAGGUGGCCCGUGUCACCAAGUAAGACUUUCUGUUUGGAAAUGACAUUUUUGUCACUAAUUGGAAGUAUGAUAAGAGUGGGAAGAGAAUGCUAGUUGUCAUGUGAAUACGUUUGUCUCUUUCUGAGCUUUGUAGCAUGAUCUCACGCUUACAAACUUAGCAACCUGUAAGCAUUUUGAUAUAGUGCUCUUAAAAUUCGUUAUCUGAAGGAGUGUUUAUCUUUAGCACAAGGGCUCCUGAUUUUUAUCUUUAUGUCCCUAAUUUUAAAAUGCAGUAGCAAGUCAUCAUAGUGCUCAUUAUACAACUUUUGUGUGCAUGGACAGAUAGGUGGCUGGAUUUUGUGACAUAAUUAUCAAACUUACUGACACCGAGUCUCGCAAAACUAACUUUUAAAAAUCUGAACAAUAAUUAGCAUUUUUCUCAUCUUAUGGUCUUCUUACAUGUUUGGAAGAUAUUUAUCUAAAUGAAAUCCUUGUUUGAAACUUGUAUUUCACAUUGAGGCAGGAAAUUUAAUUUUGCUAAAUGGAAACCCCAGUGUUUAAGCAUAGCACAUAACUAAACCCCAUAGGAAUCGAGAGAAUUGCCAAAUACCUUCCUACUUCCUGAGUUUUAGUACAGUUAAAACUCGCUUGAGACCCUUAAGUCAUGGAAAACCUGGAGUAACUGGCUUGCUUCCAGGGGAAAGAAGUCCCAGUGUAGAAAAGCCAGUUUGACAGAGGUGACUUGCAGUUCUGGCCUGAGGAAGCCUUCACACAAAAGAAAGCCACAGCAGGCUCUGCGGAAUUCCUGAUAAACCUAGGAAAGUCCUGGGCCUGGGACGAUGCUGGUGGGAUGGUCUCUUAGCAAUCAAAGGACAACAUUCCCAUCUUGUUAACUUUGAGGAGACCCCGUCUAGGCAAAAACAAAACAACAACAAAAAAUAUUGCAAUAGAAAAUUACUGUUUUGAUUUAGGACGGAAAUGAAAAUGAAUAUAAAACUGAAACAACAACAACAAAAACCCUGGCCUACACCGUGCCACGAGUUCUUAUUUGCUCUUCAGUUUGUUUUUCUGUAGCAUGAGGAAGAAGAAUUUGAUUAGUCUCUUCCCCAGUCCCUCAAGAGAGAGAUACUAGCGGCAUUUGAUGUAAUGAGCUAGGGUUUCACUAAUGAAACGAUACUGAGUGAGCAGGUUCCUUUGCUGGAAGACAUAUGGGACUUGUAUAGUUUCACUCUUUGAGAAAGCUAUAUAUUAUGCCAUUUCUUCCAACUACUUAGAUUAAGACUCCUUGUUUUUGAUAGUCCAGCUUUGGAACAAUGGUCUGUAGUACACCUCCUAACAAAUGCUAAACUGAAUGAUUUUCUAGGGUCUUUCCACUUUCGUCAUUGAAUGUUUCUGUUAUAUGUCCAUUGAUAUAUAAAGUUCCCCAGAAUAGUAUCAUUUCAUUCACGUGGAACCUACUAAAUCUGAAUCUUUUUUAAUUCUACUCAAAGACUCUGUAUUACUAAUGAAUAAAAAUAAAUUCGGGACUGGGACUAACAAACGAUUCCUAAAUUGAUUGCCACUUCUAUGAUAUAUGUUUAUAUUCAGCAGUGUGAGCCUAUUAUAGCCACUAUCUGGAAUUUAUUAUUUUGUCCAUUAGAAUUAGCCAUGGCCUUCACUUUUACUUUGUUUUCAUUGUAUUUUUAUUUUAUGUGUACGGGUGCUUUGGUUGUAUGUAUGUUUGUGCAUCAAAUGCAUUCAGUGUCUGUGGAGGCUAGAAAAGGGUGCCAGAUCCCGGGACUGGAGUUACAAAUGGUUGUUCACCUUAUGGGCCCCAGGAAUUGAACCUGUGUCCUCUAGAAGAGCAACCAGGGCUCUUAACCACUGAGCCAUCCUUCCAACCUCAUUUUUUAAAUUAUUACUUUUAAUUUGUAACAUUACUAUUCUGCUUGCUUGUAUGUCUCUGUGAGGGUAUCAGAUCCCUUAGAACUGGAGUUACGGACAAUUGUGAGCCACCACGUGGUUGCUGGGGAUUUAACCUGGGUUCUCUGGAAGAGCAGCCAGUGCUCUUAACUGCUGAGCCAUCUCUCCAGCCCUGUCCUUUCUUUAAAUAUGAAUAAACAAGCAUUGACAGAAAACAUUAUUCCAAUUUUGUGUUUUGAGUAUGUACUUGGAUAAAUUUUAUGUGAGUAUAUAUAGAGAUGUGCAUUAAUCUCUCAUUUCCCUAGACAUUAGUGGAUGAGUAGUCCACAGACAGGAUUAAGAAAGAAAGUUGGUGUGCCACGAAGUGGUGGUGCACGCCUUUAAUCCCAACACUCGGGAGGCAGAGGCAGGCGCAUUUCUGAGUUCAAGGCCAGCCUGGUCUACAGAGUGAGUUUCAGGACAGCCAGGGCUACACUGAGAAACCCUGUCUCGAAAAACCAAAAAAAAAAAAAAAAAAAAAAAGAAAAGAAAGAAAAAAAAAAGAAAGAAAGGAAGAAAAAAAGAAAGUUGGCCUCCCUGUUUAUUCUCUCCCUAGCUCACAGACUAUAAAGCCUUAAAAGAUAUAAAAGCCUCAUUUUCAUGCGGUAUUUUGUGUGCCUAAAAAUUUGUUGUAUGUGUCUGGAGUCCAGCUGGGAGUGUAGCUUGAAGAUAGAGCGCUCUGCUGGGGCCUGAGUCCAGCUCCAGAAAACAAAUAAAUAAUUCGGCCGUCACAUCCCAUGCUCCUUCUCAAUUUAACCGAAAGAGGGAGCUCCAACAGGCAGCACAGUCACUUAAACAUACAAAAAAAAAAAAAAAAAAAAAAGUAAGUGUAGUCUUGCCUCUGUGCCUUAGAAGGUGGAGAGGCUGGCAAGAUAAGUGAUUGGUGUGAUGCUUAUGGUGGGAGGAGCUAUGGAAUGAACAAAUUGCCUUCUCCAGCAGUCAACUUCCUUCAGAUCCUUGCAGCUGGUCAGGGUCGGUGCACUCGUGAGAACUGCAAGUACCUCCACCCUCCACCGCACUUAAAGUCGCAGCUAGAAGUUAAUGGGAGAAACAAUCUGAUUCAACAGAAGACUGCCGCAGCCAUGUUCGCCCAGCACAUGCAACUCAUGCUGCAGAACGCUCAGAUGUCAUCUCUUGCGUCUUUUCCUAUGAAUCCAUCACUUGCAGCUAAUCCUGCCAUGGCUUUCAAUCCUUACAUGACUCAUCCUGGCAUGGGCCUGGUUCCUGCUGAGCUUUUACCAAAUGGUCCGGUUCUGAUUUCUGGAAACCCUCCUCUUGCACUGCCAGGAGUUCCUGGUCCAAAGCCAAUUCGUACAGAUAGACUGGAGGUUUGCCGUGAAUUUCAGCGUGGAAAUUGUACCCGUGGGGAGAGCGAGUGCCGCUAUGCUCACCCUACGGAUGUUUCCAUGAUUGAAGUCACUGAUAAUUCUGUGACAAUCUGCAUGGAUUACAUUAAAGGCCGAUGCUCCCGGGAGAAAUGCAAGUACUUUCAUCCUCCUCCCCACUUGCAGGCCAAACUCAGGGCAGCUCAUCACCAGAUGAACCAUUCUGCUGCCAAUGCAAUGGCCCUGCCGCAUGGUGCACUUCAACUGAUACCAAAGAGGUCAGCCCUUGACAAGGCCAAUGGUGCCACUCCAGUCUUUAACCCCAGUGUUUUCCACUGCCAACAGGCUCUGGCUAACAUGCAGAUUCCUCAGCAGGCUUUUAUCCCAACAGGGCAAAUACUGUGCAUGACUCCUACUUCAACUUUUGUGCCCAUGAUGCACGGUGCUACACCUUCCACUGUGUCUACAGCAACACCACCUGCCAGCAACGUUCCCUACGUUCCAACAACUACAGGCAACCAGUUGAAAUAUUGAGCAGCAGAGUUACAGAGUAUCAGAAUCUCUCAACAAGAAACUCCGUGUGGCCUUUCUAUAUGUAUUCUCGUAUGUCUUCUUGUACCAACACGACAAUAAGCAUGGUGCAGUCAAUAUACUAAAGCGCAUAUACCUGUUGACAAAUUCAAAUUUUAAAAAUCUGUGGAGAUGUUAAAGCAAAUAGAAAAUUAACCAGUAUGUGUUACCUUAUACGGAUUCAUUGUAUAUGAAUUAGCAUACAAUAUACAACCAUACAGGUUUGUCAUGUAUAUGAAUUAUCAGAUCCAUAUUACAUGAAUUUUCCAUAUGAUAUGAAUUACCAUAUUGAAUAUAACUGUAAAAUGUUGUGACUGCUUUCCAGUAAUGGUUUAUAAUAAAUGAACUUCCACAGUGUACUGUAGGCUUACUGUAUACUCUUGGUGGAUAAAUUCUGUUUUGGAAGUGUUACCUUACUGUUUUGUUUACAAGAUAGUCUAUAGGAUUGAUGUAGAAUGUAACUGAUAUUUCCCACACCAUUUUCCUCCAUUGGUAUAUUGUAUUAAAUUGGGUUCUGCUUAGCUCUUUCAUGCUAUAGUGUUUUCUUGUUUAUACGUGAUAUUUGAUUUCAAUUAAAGCAUCAUAAGUGGUGAACAGAACUAUAUGUGACUGAAAAAUGUGACAGGUUCAUGGUAAUAUGCCCUCUUUAAAACAUUUCUGCAAGUUUCCGGAGGCCUCACUUCUGAGUGUGCACAAAAUCUCUUCAUAUAUAGAAUUUUACCUGUAGAUCUGACCUUGCAUAGUCAAUAAUAUACUAAAUUUUUAAAAGAGAAAAAAACUUCCCUACAUGUGAUAGGAAAGUUCAAAUGUUAACCUCAAACCAUUCCUCUUAAAUAAUUUGAGAAUCAAGUGUUCACAUUCCAAUAAAUUUCUUAGCAUGUAUAAAAAUUACGGAGAGUAGCCAUUACAUUUAUUGUGUUACAGGAAUCCUAUCUCUCAGCUUGAGUGUCUAAAUUUGAGCCAUUUGUCAUCUUCAGCUGAGAAACUGGUACUAACUACUUUAAAGGUAUACUAAUCACAGGCUGAAAAUCAAGCAGAGAGAUGUGGGCGUGGAGACAGUUUUUAUGUACUGGAAGAAAGUGUGUAAACCCUUUGCAUUGUAACCUUUUGCACAAAUGCUGUUUUCCAAAUGCAAAUGGCUCGUGCUCUUUUGACUAUUCUUUGAAUAAUAAGUAAGAUGCAGUCUGGCAAAAGUCAGGCCAGGUGAAAGAAAAUUGUUUCCAAAUGAGGCCUUGCCUCCCCAAAUGGACCAUCUUUUCUAUUGAUCACAGAAGGAGGCUGAGUACAGGUUUAGAGAAAUGGCAGGAAUGGGGGCAGGGAGAGAUUUAAAAUGACUGGGAAUGUGCAAAAGAACUAGAAAAGGUUUCCGAAGUUGUCUUUCGGUUUAGUUUAAUUUAGUUGAGUUUCCAGUUUUUGUAAAGGCAGCAGUGAAUUAGCAAGCAUUUGUGCUACUGUAUGGACAAGGGUUUCUCUGCCAAAACUUUAACAUCAGAGGGUUGGCUGUGGGGGGGGGAGAUGAUGAUUUGUUCAGUUUUGUCUCAGAACCAAACCUAUUUUUGUCACAUCUGAACUUACUUGCCUUUGUGUGUGUUUCAAAAUUAGUUUUAACAUCCUUUGGUUAAUAGAGAAUAGCAAUAGCCCCAUGGAGGUGUGAUAUGAAUUCUUCUUAACUAAUACUUAGGAAAUAAGCUACAAAUAUGGUAAUCCAUCUAUUUCUGUGACAUAUAGUGUACUUCUUCUACUUAGCACUACUAUUGUUAUAAGAGGGAGGAAAUGUAUUUUCCAAAAGCCUAAGUAAAUUGAAUAUUUUAUACUCAGUAUAUAUUCUCCCACCAGAAAGCAUAAAAUCAAAUUUUUGUACAUAUAACAGUUGUUUUUCUUCAUGAAAAUCGGGAGGAAAGAGAGACUGUCCAGGAUAUCAUAAGACAGGUAGUUGGAUUGAUUUGCCAAACAGUGACAUUGGCAAAGACUUUAUUGCCUUUUCUACGGUUGGUAAAACAGAGAGCCAGACUGUGUGACUUGCCUCAGGCUGGCUGCCUAGCCAUUGUGGGAACCAAUUGCUCUCCCUCUUUACAUCUUUCUUUGGAACAUUUGAGACUCCUAUGCAAAGCAGAUCAGAUCGGCUCAGCAUUUUAAAAAAGCAAAACUACCUCUGGUGGAUGGUAUCUCAUUGAUCUUAAUUAUCCAGGUGAAUCCUGGUUACCAGUGAUUGCUAAAUACUCUUGUUUUUAUAUUGGACCUCCGCCCUUUGUUGACUAUUGCCUGGAGCUAAGAGAUUGAGAGUUGUCUGUCCUUUUACCUGUGGGCUCUUUGAACCACUAUAUUUCUGUUUUCUAACAUCGCAAUUCCAGGAAGAAUCUACCUGAGCUAGUCUAGAUGUAGUUAUUAAUGGAUAUGGAAAUGUUUUGUGCAAAAUAAACUUUUUGUAGUUUGACACUUUGGUGCAACAUACUAUCUGGUUUAACUUCUUAAAAUUUUGAUCAAGAUAUAUGUAGAUGAUAAACUUAGAGUAGAGUUGUUCUCUUGUUGCUCUAAGCACUGGAAGAUAUUAAUGUUGACUUAUAUUUAGGAGGAGAUUCAGUGGGGAACAUUCAGGGUAGUUGUCUUUUUGGUGCGAUGAGUUUAAUAUAAGUGUUAGCAUUUUAAAAGUUGCAAUGUACAUGAAGCUUAAGAAAGCAAGCUCAAAACUCGAACAUUUUGAUCAAAUUUGAUGGAGUUUUGAGGGAAAUGAAACUUUAAGCUGGCACUCUAGUUGUGCAGUGACUAAUGAUCUUAUUGAAGAAAAGACAAGUCAUUUGACUAUAAAUUGAGUUAACCAGACCAGUCACAACCAAUCAGUGACUCUAAAUGAAAAUUUACCCAAGUAUUUGUAUAUAAACCAAAUUCUAAUCAGAUGUGAUUUCUAGUUAGCAUUUUUUAGUUUUUGUGUUUUGCCAUGGCCUCUAUUUUUAUUUCUCCAAAAUUAUUGGCUUUGUCCAUCUCAGCCUUUUGCCAAAAUUUGCAAGAACACUGAAACUUGGAUAAAAUGUGUCAAACCUACAAAUAAGCAAUCUAAAUUUGUCAUUUAAGAAGAGCUUAGUUUCAGUUUUUGCAAAAAACCAUGAGACCGUAAUGAGUAGGAACUAGAAUGAAAUUGAAUGGAUUCGUACAACUGCUAUUUAAAUACAGUGUUUACUUUUGAAAUUGGAGCAUGAAUCCACACCUAGCUAUUGCUUUUCAUUUGACUUUUCUAGAUAAAUUUUCAGUUUUCAUCUAUUCAUGAAAGCAGUCUGCUUGCUAUUCCAUCAGUCUUGCUCUGCCGUUCAUCUCUGAGCAUCCUAAAACACUGUGAUCUUGCCAUAAGUGUUGUCCUAUGCCACUCGACUGUGUCCACUCAUGGGACCCUCAACUCUCCUGCUCUCAACUCUCAGCAGGAACCAAAUUAACUUAGUAUUUUGUGCUUGGGUUCACUUUAACAGCAUAAGGAGUGAGACAGUGCUGUUUGGAGGACGAACAGCAGCUACAGUACAUUGUAGGAAGGGAAAGAGGCAGCUGAGGCGCUCAUGAGCUCCUCGGAAUGCCAGGUGAUUCUCUUCCUUGUCUUUGGUGAGUGUUGGUAAGGAGGCCCCUAGACAAAAUGCAGCCAAGGUUGUCGAAGAUCUGGCGGUCUGUGGGAUAGGCUGUGGCAUGCAGAAGGCUUACUAACAAAGUUCUCGCUCCACCUUUAAAAAAAAAAAAGAAAGCUCUUCUACAUUUCACUGAAAUGGAAAUGAGUAAAAUUGGGGGGAGGGGUGUCUGAUUCGGUUUGAUUCAUUUGAUGGAUUUGAUUCCAAGUUUUGAUUUGUAGAUUUAAUAAGAUAGUGGCCUAAUUUUACCGGAGUCUGUUAGAGAUAGUAGAAUAAAAUAGCAAAUAAGAGAGUUUAGCUUUUUUUUUUGAAAGUUUAGUAGAUAGUCUAAUCAAACUAUAAACUGUAAAUGUGAUUAUAAAUACAGGCUCUGAGUACCAAGUUACUAAUUGGUGCCAUGUUUUCGUUUUUCUUAUUGUUAGUUUUUAAAGUUUUAAUUGUACUACAUUUUUAUAUCUAAGUAUCCAAUGAGUUUAAUUUUGAAGGAGAGUUGGAGAAGGUUUAAGGUUUUACCACUUCUAUUCAGACCAUCUCUGUAGGCUCUAAACUGAGACCAUAGCGUAAUUCAGCAUAGAUACAGUCCAGAACUACCCUCUACAAUCCACAGUUCAAGAACAAAUUUAGCGUUGUACACAAAUGAUAGAUGUCAGCUAAAUAUAUUUAGUUGUUGCCUUGGCAACAAAACUACAACAUGGCUACCUUUAGACAUUUAUGCAUGUAAAACUUUUAUGUGUAAGCUAUAUGUGGUUCAUGACAGUGCAAACAUAUUGAAGAUACAGCUCAAAACUCAGAAAACUGAUGAUGUUUUUGAAGCCCUGUGUUCCAUAUAUGAAAGCUGAAUUUGUGUCCUCAUGUUAACAUUUGAUUCGAAAAAGAAGUUUAUAACACAUGGAUUCUAGAAUUGGGCUUUAUCGUUUAAAGAAUUGGUUGGGUUGAUAGGGUUAUUCUACAGUAGAACAAGCUCGACAUUGAUAUUGCCUGGCCUUUUUUUCACAACUUUAUUCAAAACUACCUAUUCGUGUAGUAUCUGUAGUUAUAAAAAGAUUAUAUUUUCUGGCUUUAUUCACAAAAACUAUAUGUGAGGAUUAAAGCAUAAGUAAACAUGUUGAGAUUAACCCAUGGUUGUGAAGCCACACAUAAAGAUACUAUAGAAGAGCCCCUGAACAGUGUUUAAGAGACAUAUGCUGCAGUUCCCCGACUGUCCCAGUUAGGGUGCGAAUGUGUGAGACCCAUCUUUUUUUUUUUUUUUUUUUUUUUUUGCACUUAUGUACAUAGUCCAUGAAAGCAAUCCUUGGAGCUUUUGACAAUGUAAGAAGUCUGUGGUAAUAGAGGAGCAUUAGUGAGAGUGCUGUUUGAGGCUCUAAGAAUUAGUGGAAGCAUAGUGUAGCAGUACUGUUGAGGGGGCUUGCUAGCUGGCUACAGCCCACCAGAAGCUCAGACUGCUAACACAUGCCAGAUCCCCCUAACAGCACUGAGUGAGAAUACAAAGCACUUCUUUUCGUAAGGCUACUAGCAAAAGUUAUUUGCUUUUUGAAUUAACUCCCACUGUAAAAACACACACACACGCACACACACACACACACACACACACACACACACACACACACGAAUGCUUAUACUACAUAAUGGAUAAGGUUCCCAGUAGAGAUUUUCUUUUUUCCAAUUAUAGAAAGAAGAGAAACUACUCUGUACAUUACAAGCUAGUUAGUUACUCUCAAAUCUAAUUAAAACAGAUCUCAUCCUUCGUAGUUUAAAAUUAUAUCAGUUAAUGUGGAUUUAAGUGAAAAAUUGUUAAUGUUUUAACUAAACAGAAGUGAAGCAGCCCAAAUCUUAUAGAAGAUGGACCCUGGAAAAUGAUGUCAAUUUAACCUACUCUGCCAGUUCUCACUCCACAUUUGCAGAUAGCCAAGGAGCCUUCUUGUUGUUCUCCAAGGCACUGAGGCUUAGCAAAGUUGGAAGUUUGAAAGGUUAAGGGACAGAUCAUCUCUGGCACUUUGAAUCCUUCCCAUCUUAAGACAGAUGUCUUUCACACUAAGGACCCCAUCCUAGGCUAAGGGUAGUUGUGAAAUGUUGCUUUUCAUACACUGCUAACUCUCUUGGAGGCAUAUAACUAGAUCUGCACCCAUAGGUCAUUAGUACAGCACUUGCCUGGAUGAACAAGGCCCUGGGUUCCAUCCCCAGGACUGCAAAAGGAAAAAAGGGGGAAGAAAGAGAGAGAAAGAUGGAAAACAGACCAAAGCUACAAACAACCCAAGCCUUACAUGUAUCCCGUAGCUCAGGGCCAGUUGGCUAAAAAUUAUUUAAUUUUCCCUUCAGCUUCUGAUCACUAAGUCAGUUUGUUGUAUGGCUAUACAACAAACGCCCUGACAAUCUGAGCAGCUGUUUUUAGCCAAUAGAAGAUGGAAGCAUAUAUUCAUUUUAUAGUUAAGAAUGCCCACUUCAGCCUUACUACCCCCAUAAUUUCACUACUUCACCAGCAUCCUUACGUGGACGUUUCCUUGUGAAUCUCUAAGUCAUAAGAAUGCAUCUUCAUAAGGACAAUAGAAAGAUGAAAUUUUGUGUAUGGUGCUGAGAAUACAGCCCAGGGCUUUGUGUGCUAUGCAAAUGCUCUAACACCCUGGUUAGCCAGUGAUAAGAUUUUAAGUCCAGAGCUAUCAACCAUAAAUUAGUAGGGAUGAGCCUUGAAGCAUCACAAAAGAUAGCCAAUGAAUUUAUAACAUGUACAUGCCCACCACCACUUGGUCCCAUGCUGAAGCUUAAACAUAGUGACUGUAUUUCAAUCAUUCAAACAAAGGAGAGGAUUAAGUAUAACGAGUGCAUGUGAUUCAAGCUAAAAGAUAAAUUGGGAUUUAAGUUUGACAAACUUAGCAUUUCUAGCCCUUCUGCCUUGCCUAUAAGUGAAUUACCCACUGGAAUUGAAAAUCUAGAUUAUCCCAAAGAAAAUGUAUGUGUAUAGAGAACCCUUCCUCAAUCAUAAAAGAUGAAAAGUGCUUUGGUCUGAAAUAAGUUGCCACUCCGUAUAGAUACUUCAAGAAUCCUCACUAGCCCUCUUUUACAUUGUGUUACUUUAAAAAAAAAUACCUCUGUAGCAAGACCUAGAAGAAUUAAGUGAGCUUUUUCUCCCACACAUGUACAACCUUAAGACUCUGCCAUAGAACUGCAUGGUUGCAAAGCUUUAUUUCUGUAUACAGAUGCUAUCUGUUAAUGAUGGAAACCAAAUUGUUGUCUUGCCGUGUCUUUUGUGUCUAGCAGUUGAGUGGAUGAUAUGACCAUCAUUUCAUUAGAUGCUGGGGAUAACCUCAAAAUAAGUUUCUUAUUAUUAUCAUAACUGUUAGUUCGGUUACAAAAUGAGCCAUUUGCUCCCAAAUUACACUAAUUAAAAUGAGGUCCAUUUUUUAGAAAAUGAGGUCUCACUCACUAUGUUGUGUAAACUAGUCCAAAUUCCAUGGCCUUGAAUGAUUUGAUUAUUCCUCGGUGUGACUUCUUUCGCUUGACCAGGAUGAGCUAGGUUAUUCCUUUGUGUAAUUUUAAAGAAUAACUUAUAGCUCCAGCUAACAAUGAUCUGGACUGUAGGGAGAGGAGGCAUUUGUCUUGGGCAGGGGAUGGCAAUAUAAGAAUUUCUUUGCCCUAUGCCACAAUUAAAAACUGAAAUAAGAACCAAAAUAUUUUACAAGUAAAAACUGUUCACAUAAUAUUUUGUUCCCAAAUGUGGUAAUUCAUUCCCUCAACUGCAGAUGUUUGGACUUUUUCAAGUUAUAGUGUUGUAUGCCUGUUUGUGUUUAGAAGUGUUCAUUAUAUAGCUCAUUUUAGUAUGCUACUUUUUAUGUUUCCUUUUUUUAUUCUUUCAAUAAAGUUUGCAAAUUCCUUGG
This is a messenger RNA of Mus musculus (house mouse), 14553 nucleotides long. RefSeq names its product muscleblind like splicing factor 3 (gene Mbnl3). Gene Ontology annotation, biological process: regulation of RNA splicing. Bases 6099 to 7043 code for a protein of 314 amino acids. NCBI's taxonomy places the organism in Eukaryota, Metazoa, Chordata, Mammalia, Rodentia, Muridae. Gene Ontology annotation, cellular component: cytosol; nucleoplasm; nucleus. The record is from RefSeq and is a predicted model, not a curated record. Gene Ontology annotation, molecular function: metal ion binding. The transcript is spliced from 8 exons.